AUCCGACUCAACCCCUCUGUGAUAAAGGCAGAGUCCCCUCCAACAACACAGCAGCAAUGGCCCCACCAAAAGCGAAUCUCGCAGCUGCCGUGCGUGCGGAAGCUCCGGCUGUCAACCUCGAAGGACUUGAUCCGGCGUUGCUCGAGUCGAAGCCGCUGUUCGAGGUCCAGCUCGACGCUCUUGUCGUCGUGAAGAUCCUUAAACACUGCCGUGAAUACGCUCCCUCCUCAACCGCCACCGGCCAACUCCUCGGAAUCGACAUAUCCGGACGUCUUGAGGUCACCAACUGCUUCCCCUUCACAUCAAAGUCCCAUGAUGAUGACGGUCAGGACGACAUGGACGGAGCGGAAUACCAGCUGCAGAUGCUUCGCUGCCUGAAGAAGUUGAACUACGACGCUAACACCGUUGGGUGGUACCAGUCCACGCAGCUGGGCUCGUUCUGGAACCAAUCCUUGAUCGAGACCCAGUACAACUAUCAGAAGACGAUGCCCCAGAGCGUCGUGAUUGUUUACGACUCUACCCGUACCACACAGGGUAACCUUUCUCUGCGUGCCCUUCGUCUGAGCAAUGGCUUCAUGGAUCUGUACCAGAACCGCAAAUUCACCAUGGAGUCUCUGCACAAACACAAGCUCACUCCUACGACAAUCUUCGAGACCCUCCCCAUUAAGAUUCACAACUCCCAUCUCCUCAACGCCCUCCUCCACGAAUUGGACGUCCAGGUCUCCUUCCCGUCUUCUCUCGAAUCCAGCCUCAGCCUUCCCUUGUCCACCCUCGCCGCACCUCCCUCAACGGCUGAUGUGUCCCCGUUCUGGCCAAACCUCGACAAACUAGACUUGAGUUCCGAAGCGUACCUGGAGAAGCACCUCGAAUACCUGAGCGAGGCCGUAGACGAACACGGUCAGGAGCAGUGGAGGUGGCAGGGAUGGCAGCGCAACCUGCAAAAAGAACAGCAGAAGGUGCAGCAGACCAUCGCGAAGCGGAGAAUGGAGAACCAGACACGUUCGGCGCAGGGUUUACCCGCUGUCUGGACCGACGACGACCUUUCCCUGAACAGCAGCCCGUCUUUAGUCAAGCUCAUGGCCAACGAGCCUUCCAAGCUCGAAUCCAUUAUUAUCACCAACCAAAUCGACACGUACUGCAAGCAGAUUACACAAUUUGCUGGCCCAGGGUUGACUAAGAUGUUCCUGACAAAGGGCGUUCGUGCCGAGUCCACUGCUACGAAUACUGCUGCCGCCAUCUAAAGAAGCAGCGUGCGACUCGUCGGCUCUCAUCCCCCGCUGCCGCUUCCGCUUCAGGCUAGAGCGUAAACGCAUCCCUUGAUUUCCUUUCCCCGCACUGGAAGUGUGCCCCCCUCUCCCAUAGCCGUAGUAGUCAUGCAUACCAAGUCCCCGCUAGAUUGCUGGCAGCGCGGGAAACUCCACCGCAUGCUGAUAUCAUUAUGCCCAUCUGUAUGUAUUUAGGUCGUAUGUUUCGGUCGUAGAGGACGAGUUCCGGCUGUAUUUCUACUCCAUAUACAUCAUGUCUUUCUACCAUUACCUGCGGUUGACAUCGUCGCGUAAACUGUGUGAACGGG
Messenger RNA from Fimicolochytrium jonesii, 1573 nucleotides. RefSeq lists its product as uncharacterized. The transcript is spliced from 2 exons. Gene Ontology annotation, molecular function: metallopeptidase activity; translation initiation factor activity; protein binding. Bases 57 to 1241 code for a protein of 394 amino acids. NCBI's taxonomy places the organism in Eukaryota, Fungi, Chytridiomycota, Chytridiomycetes, Spizellomycetales, Powellomycetaceae. Gene Ontology annotation, cellular component: cytosol; eukaryotic 43S preinitiation complex; eukaryotic translation initiation factor 3 complex. The record is from RefSeq and is a predicted model, not a curated record.